Messenger RNA from Nicotiana tabacum (common tobacco), 1973 nucleotides. RefSeq names its product serine hydroxymethyltransferase, mitochondrial. NCBI's taxonomy places the organism in Eukaryota, Viridiplantae, Streptophyta, Magnoliopsida, Solanales, Solanaceae. Gene Ontology annotation, cellular component: cytoplasm; mitochondrion. Gene Ontology annotation, biological process: tetrahydrofolate interconversion. Gene Ontology annotation, molecular function: glycine hydroxymethyltransferase activity; pyridoxal phosphate binding. The record is from RefSeq and is a predicted model, not a curated record.
CCACCCAAACACCAUCCCCCUCUCCAGACAAAAACAUUCACAACUUUUUGAGAGAGAGUGUGUGUGUGUGUGCGCGCGCGCGCAGACGGAGGGCAGCUGCAAUGGCAAUGGCUAUAGCUCUUCGGAGGCUUUCCUCUACAGUUGACAAACCUGUUAAGCGUCUCUACAAUAUUGGUGGCUCUCUCUAUUACAUGUCAUCUUUGCCAAAUGAAGCUGUCUACGACAAGGAAAAAUCUGGAGUCUCCUGGCCAAAGCAACUGAAUGCCCCGCUGGAGGUUGUUGAUCCUGAGAUUGCUGACAUUAUUGAGCUUGAGAAAGCUCGCCAAUGGAAGGGGCUCGAACUCAUUCCUUCAGAAAAUUUCACUUCCCUUUCGGUGAUGCAAGCAGUUGGAUCAGUUAUGACUAACAAGUAUAGUGAAGGAUAUCCUGGUGCCAGAUACUAUGGAGGAAAUGAGUACAUAGACAUGGCAGAAACUUUAUGCCAAAAACGUGCUUUGGAAGCAUUCAGGUUGGAUCCUGCAAAGUGGGGAGUGAAUGUGCAGCCUCUAUCAGGAUCACCUGCUAAUUUUCAUGUUUACACUGCAUUAUUAAAACCUCAUGAACGGAUCAUGGCUCUUGAUCUUCCUCAUGGUGGACAUCUUUCUCAUGGAUAUCAGACUGAUACGAAGAAGAUAUCCGCAGUCUCUAUAUUCUUUGAGACAAUGCCAUACAGACUCAAUGAGAGCACUGGCUAUAUUGACUAUGACCAGCUUGAGAAAAGUGCCACACUCUUUAGGCCAAAAUUAAUUGUUGCUGGUGCUAGUGCCUAUGCACGUCUUUACGACUAUGAACGAAUCCGGAAGGUCUGCGACAAACAGAAAGCUAUUUUGUUAGCAGAUAUGGCACACAUUAGUGGAUUAGUUGCAGCUGGAGUCAUCCCCUCACCAUUUGAUUAUGCUGAUGUUGUCACUACCACAACCCACAAGUCCCUUCGUGGGCCUCGUGGUGCUAUGAUUUUCUUCAGGAAGGGUGUUAAAGAGGUUAACAAGCAAGGCAAGGAGGUUUUGUACGACUAUGAAGACAAAAUCAAUCAGGCAGUCUUUCCUGGACUUCAAGGGGGUCCUCACAAUCACACCAUUACUGGCUUGGCAGUUGCCUUGAAACAGGCAAUCACUCCAGAAUACAGAGCUUACCAAGAGCAAGUCCUCAGCAACUGCUCAAAAUUUGCCCAGGCUUUAAUGGAGAAUGGUUAUGAACUUGUCUCUGGAGGAACCGAGAAUCACUUGGUUUUGGUGAACCUGAAAAACAAGGAGUUCGCGGGUUCGAGCCAUGGAAACAGCCUCUUGCAGAAGUGCAGGGGUAUUGAUGGUUCCAGGGUUGAGAAAAUCUUGGAAGCUGUACAUAUUGCAGCCAACAAGAACACUGUUCCUGGAGAUGUAUCUGCCAUGGUCCCCGGUGGCAUCAGGAUGGGAACUCCUGCACUCACUUCUCGGGGAUUUGUUGAGGAAGAUUUUGUGAAAGUUGCUGAAUUCUUUGAUGCUGCCGUGAAGCUAGCAGUGAAAGUAAAGGCUGAAACUCAAGGGACAAAGUUGAAAGACUUUGUAGCAACACUACAAUCCAGUGCUCCAAUCAAAUCUGAAAUUGCAAAACUCCGUCAUGAUGUGGAGGAGUAUGCUAAGCAAUUCCCUACGAUUGGGUUUGAAAAAGAAACAAUGAAGUACAAAAACUAAGAGUACAUACACAAGGCACCUGAUAUCUGACUUCAGAAAUGUGAAAGGCAAAGAAAAUCCAGCCAUGGCUUGCUUUCAAGUACAUGAUUCUCAUGCUUAUGUAUGUAAAAGUCCAGCAGAUGUUGGUUCCCAUGUAUGCCAAUUUGUAUAUUAAACACUUACAAUCCAACAGAGGUCUCCUUGAAGCAAUAAACUCUUGAGUUCUGUUCAUUUACAAGUGGGAUUAUGUUAUCUCAAUUCUCAAUGCUCUGCUUCAUUAUGUUA